Molecule: messenger RNA, 513 nt
Organism: Tetrahymena thermophila SB210
Lineage: Eukaryota; Ciliophora; Oligohymenophorea; Hymenostomatida; Tetrahymenidae
Exons: 1
Source: RefSeq, a predicted model, not a curated record
AUGGGCUGUGUAAAUGGAGUUUAAAACAAUCAAAACCUGAAAAAUAAAAUAAAAAAAAUGUUGAAUAUAAUGAUUUAAUAUGAGGAAAAAAUAAACUUUAUCAAUUAACAAUUCCUUGCUGAUUUACAAGAGAUACUUACAUCUGAUGAAUAUUAAAUUGAUGAAUAAAUUAUAAUCGUAGUAGAAAAUAAAUCUGAAUGCGAAACAAUUUGCUCUUAAUUAGAUUGCAGUACAAAAAAGGAGUAAAUUUUAAUUGAAAACUAUCAAAAAUAAAUUGCUGAAUAAAAUGACAAAAUAAAACCUUUGAUUAACUAAGCUUUAUUCUACAUUUAAAAUUUUGCCAGCAUUCAAAGUAAUGUAGAAUUCCCUGUAUUAAGAUAGUGCAUAAAAAAAUUCUAAUAAAAUGGAUUUUCAUAUAAAAUAAUAACAAUCCAAUAAAUUAACUAAAAAUAAAAAUUUAAAACAAAUUUAGAUAUUAUUGGUGCUCUUUGUGAAAGUGUUAUUAUCCAAUGA